AGACCUCCAUUCAUGAUUUUUGAAAGAGACAAAAUCAGCGGAGAGAGGAUUGGAUCAAGUGGGAUUUUGACUGAGGUUUUGAAUGUUUUUAAACAAGCUUACGGUUUUAGCUACAGACUUCUAGAGCCAUAUGAUGGUCAAUGGGGGAAAGAACUUGACAAUGGAACUUGGAAUGGCAUGAUAGGCAUGGUUAUCAGAAAGGAAGUAGACUUAGCAGCCUCCUCAAUAACCAUGACCGACAAACGUGAAGCUGUGAUUGAUUUUACCAUACCUUUCUUUCAAGAGUCAUCUACCAUCCUAUUGCCUCGAAUGCGUCAACAGUCGGAUAUUUUCAGUUUUGUUGCUCCCCUGGAGUGGGAGGUGUGGCUAUGGAUGUUCUUUUCCUUAUUUUUGGUCAGCAUGUUAAUUUAUGCUGUCAACCGACAAGUUCACCACGUGACGAUACCUUAUCCUCAAUAUACUGCUCAACUGUUCAGUCAAUGGUAUCGACCUCUGUGGUAUAACAUAGGUGCCCUUCUCCAACAAGGUGGAUUUAUGCCCUUACUACAUUCAUCGCGGAUUUUGCUGAUGGCUUGGCUAUUGGUGGUUUUAGUGGUCAUGAAUCUUUACAAAGGGACUUUAAUAGCCUUUCUGACGAUUCCUAAGACGUAUAAAUUCGCCGACAGUUUGGAAGAACUUGCCUCACAAAAUAUGAUCAAGUGGACCUUUUUGAAGAACACGGCCUAUGAGGCAUUGUUUAGUAAGAAUUCUGAUUCAGAGGUAAUGAGGAAAAUUGGAAAGCCGUUCGAUGAAAACCCAGAUGAAUUUGUCAGUACUUCUAGAGAAGGAGUAGAGAGAGUUUUAACUGGGAAAUACGCUUUUAUCAAAGAAAAGUCUUAUCUGGAAGCAUCAAUUGAAGAAGACUUUCAGCUAUCAGGACAGUGUCGAUUUUCUCUUGCAAGGGAAGAGUUUUAUCCAGUUGGAUAUGGCUUAGCUCUACAAUCCAACUCGCCCUUUCUGGAACUUUUCAAUUUGUUAAUGCGAAGAAUGAUACAGGCAGGUCUACUGGUUAAAUGGCACAAGGACUACUUUGACAUCAACAACGACUGUACAUCUUUGUCUCAGCCUAAACUAGGCGAACAUUCCCUCACCUUGAUUGACUUACAAGGAAGUUUCGCUCUCCUAGGAAUUGGCUUGAGUUUGAGUGUCUCUGCGUUUUUACUGGAACAACAUAGAUUUACAUUACACUCAUUUGCCGUUUCUAUUACUCCUCAACCAGUUGCAUAUGUAGAAGAAAAGCCUGCCAUCAAGUUGAGCCGGUUUCAGUAUCUCAUCCAUGACAUCGUUGCCGCUUUGGAAGAGGUCUGCUCGAUUCGAAAAAUAAACUUGACCUUUAUUAAAGUUCCAAGGACACUGGACGAAACGCAGCUUCCAAAUGAUAAAAGGACUUUAAAAAUUGACGCCAUAUUUUCCGUUACCUACUGUUCGUCAGAAAAGAAAAUUCGAAACUACGCAACUAAAAGCGUACUUCCGGUUUUUGUUGCACAGUUUCAAAAGUGUGGAUUUCGAAGUCUUCGGACGGUUGUGGUCAGAGCUUAUCAAAUGGAGGAAGUCCACAUAGCAGCUGGAUCCCUGACAAUAACACGUGACCGGGAAGAUGCCAUCGACUUUACUUUUCCAUUUUAUGAAGAACCAACUAAGAUACUGCUGCCACAGCCAGAAGAAGAGAGCAAACUGUGGGCAGUGGCUAAGCCGUUUCGAUGGCAGGUGAAUCAGAAGUCGUAG
Molecule: messenger RNA, 1764 nt
Organism: Limulus polyphemus (Atlantic horseshoe crab)
Lineage: Eukaryota; Metazoa; Arthropoda; Merostomata; Xiphosura; Limulidae
Product: glutamate receptor U1-like
Exons: 10
Cellular component (GO): membrane
Molecular function (GO): glutamate-gated receptor activity
Source: RefSeq, a predicted model, not a curated record